This is a messenger RNA of Menidia menidia (Atlantic silverside), 438 nucleotides long. The record is from the annotation of a GenBank genome assembly. NCBI's taxonomy places the organism in Eukaryota, Metazoa, Chordata, Actinopteri, Atheriniformes, Atherinopsidae.
AUGUUUUGUUUGCGACAGGGAAAUAAAAUACCCCUGAAGCAAGGGUUUUUAUCGAUGCGGAACAUCCAAAUGUCCUCGCAGAAUAGUGCGGCGGAGGGUGGACACAGCGGGUCGAUCCAUUCAGACUCCAUUGGAGAGGUUCACAACAUCCCACUACAGGUUGUCAUCAGACCGUUUCCUCCGGAGCUGGACGAGCAGAAAGUCAGAAGUCUGAUGGACACUAUUAAGCAUACAAGUGACAGCACUGUUGUCCCUCCCAUUGAUGUGCUGUGGAUCAGAGGCAGAGAGGGGGGGAACUACUACUACUCCUUUGGAGGCUGUCACAGGUUUGCAGCAUAUCAGAGGUUGAACAUGCCGCUCAUUCCAGCCAAGAUCAUCAGAUCCAGCGUUUCGGACCUCAGAACCUACUUGGGAGCAUCAACGCCUGAUUUGCGUUGA